AUGUACCAUGCCGGUACACCUGACCAAGUGAAAAAGCAUGUGAUUGAAAAUCUAAGCAAAGAAACUGGACAUAUUCGUGUACUAAUAUCAACCAUUGCAUUUGGCAUGGGUGUUGAUUGUAAAAGUGUUCGGGCCGUCAAAGAACUUGGAAAGCUACGUCCAGGCCGGGAUGGCAAGCCAAACAGUUGUAUAAUUAUGUACAAUGGUUUGUUAUCCAGCCAUUGCACAACCCAAAUGAAGAGAUUCAUCAUGAAUGAAAACCCCAUAUGCUUGAGGCAGACAAUAUUUUCAGACUUUGGUGUUAAGUGUGCUCAAUUUGACAUUCUGCAUGAAUGCUGUGAUUUUUGUGCUGAAAUAUGUGUGUGUGGGAGCAAUGAAUGCAGUAAGGUGCCAAAAAUUAGCCAUGAUGAAGAGGAAGUUGUCUCGGAUACUUCAUGUGAUUCUGCUUUUACAAGAUCUGUAACAUCCGAACAGAAGAGUAAAUUGAAAGCCCUUUUGAUGUCAUAUAAGAAAUAAUUGAUUGAGAGUGAGAUCCACAAUAUGACUGCAACUGUUGGUGUUCCAAAUGUCUUUUUGGAAUUUGGUGGGUUUCAAAUCAAGCAAGUUCUUCAAUCAUGUCAUAAACUUUUUACACUUGAAGAUGUAGUGACAAAUGUGGAGAUCUGGAGAAACCAGCAUGCAGUUGGUGUUUUAUCUGUCAUUGCCCAAGUUUUUGGUGACACUGAAGUUGACACUGGUCUUUCCACAUUUAUAGAGGAUGAAAUGGAUUUUGAAAUGGAAUGGGAAGAAGUGACAGACGACCCUAGUUUUCAGAGUAUGAUGGACAGCCAAGAUUGGGGAUAUUGUGAAACUGACAGUUCAAUGGAGUCGAAUGCACCUAUCGAUAAUAGUGGGUUUUUUGAGAAUUUUGCAAUGACAGACAAUGAAUAA
Molecule: messenger RNA, 930 nt
Organism: Paramuricea clavata
Lineage: Eukaryota; Metazoa; Cnidaria; Anthozoa; Malacalcyonacea; Plexauridae
Source: the annotation of a GenBank genome assembly